AUGGCAGUCGUGGAAUCCUGCCUAGAAGGUCUCUGUAAGCCAGACCCCAGGAUCUACAAGCUGUGCUUGGAGCGGCUCGGCCUGCAGCCUUCUGAGUCCAUUUUUCUGGAUGAUCUUGAACUGAAUAUAAAAGCAGCCGCCAGCCUUGGCAUUCACACCAUUCAGGUUGAUGACCCAGAGACUGCCGUAAAGGAAUUAGAAACCCUUUUGGGCUUUACAUUGAGAAUGGUUAUUCCAAACACUAGCCCUGUGAGAAAGACAGUGGAGAUUCCACGAGAUUCCUUGGAGAAGUACCUCAAAGACUUACUGGGGACCCAAAGCACAGGCCCAUUGGAACUCCUCCAGUUUGAUCGUGGGCAGUCCAAUCCAACCUACUACAUCAGGCUCAGCAACCACCAGCUGGUUCUGAGGAGGAAACCCCCGGGGACACUCGUUCCAUCCAGCCAUGCAGUGGAGAGGGAGUUCAGGAUAAUGAAAGCCCUUGCCAAUGCUGGAGUGCCUGUCCCCAAAGUUCUUGGCCUCUGUGAAGAUUCAGGGGUCAUUGGCACUCCCUUCUAUGUGAUGGAAUACUGCCCAGGCCUCAUCUACAGAGACCCCUUUCUGCCAGGCUUGGAGCCCAGCCAGAGGUGGGCCAUAUACACUGCCAUGAACAGAGUCUUGUGCAAAAUUCACAGUGUGGACCUCAAGGCUGCAGGCCUAGAAGACUAUGGGAAACACGGGGACUAUAUUCCACGGCAGGUGCAAACCUGGAUUCAGCAGUAUCGAGCCUCAGAAACCAGCACCAUCCCCGCGAUGGAGAGGCUUAUCCAGUGGCUGCCCCACCAUCUUCCCAGGCGACAGAAUACGACGGUGGUGCAUGGGGACUUCAGGUUGGACAACCUGCUGUUCCAUCCAGAGAAGGCUGAGGUACUUGCUGUCCUUGACUGGGAGCUCUCUACCUUAGGUGACCCCCUUGCGGACGUGGCCUUCAGCUGCCUGGCUCACUACCUGCCAUCCAGUGUUCCCGGUUCCCUGCUGCGAGGUUUGCGUGACUGUGAUUUCACUCAGCUGGGCAUCCCUACCGCAGAGGAGUAUUUCAGGAUGUACUGCCAUCACUCGGAGAUCCCUCCCCCCGAGGACUGGAACUUUUACAUGGCUUUCUCCUUUUUCCGCAUGGCUGCAACCCUGCAAGGAGUCCACAAGCGCUCGCUCCCAGGGCAAGCAAGCUUGGCAGCCCCCGAACAAAAUGAAAAGCUGACUGAAUAUAUGUCUAACCUGGCCUGGGAUUUUGCAGUCAAAGAAGGGUUCCGGGUUUUCAAAGAGAUGCCAGCCACAAAACCACUAGUGAGGUCCUGCCACACUGCCUGGUCACAGCCCCUGCUGAGCACCCCCGGCGCGAGCAGUUACAUCGUCUUCGCAGACUCUUCCCCAGCUCAGGCCUCAAAGGGAGCUCUGGUUAUCUGUCCAGAGGGCCUUUCCCCACCACUCAGGGGGCUGUAUCUGUGACUGCGGCACCCCUCUGAGUCAGAGCUGUGGACUCACCAAGCCUCAGUGGGGACGCACCCCUUCCCUGCCGAUGGAACACCUCAACGGAGAGUUGGUAAGAUGUCAUCGACACGGCAGAACCUCAGCUCACUGACUGGACACAUCUGUUCCCCUCAGAGGCAGGGAAGAGACGGGAGGGCCGAGGUGAAUUAUCUUUGCUUUCCAUCACUGUCGGGAAGAGCCAGCUCUAAGAUGCCUCAGUUUUCACUUCAUGGCUCUUUCUGUGAGACCGCGUCCUCGCCGGGUAACUCAGCCCCGGCCGAGGACCUGCCACGUCUGUGGUUCGUGCCCCUGGAACACCUGGGCUCGUUAUUUUAUGCAUAUUUGUAUUAUGUAAAUUUGAAGCCGUGUGAAAUAAAAUGCAUCAGUUCAUAAAGUC
Molecule: messenger RNA, 1903 nt
Organism: Leptonychotes weddellii (Weddell seal)
Lineage: Eukaryota; Metazoa; Chordata; Mammalia; Carnivora; Phocidae
Source: RefSeq, a predicted model, not a curated record